Molecule: messenger RNA, 2788 nt
Organism: Verruconis gallopava
Lineage: Eukaryota; Fungi; Ascomycota; Dothideomycetes; Venturiales; Sympoventuriaceae
Exons: 4
Coding region: 1-2460 (819 amino acids)
Biological process (GO): amine metabolic process
Cellular component (GO): plasma membrane
Molecular function (GO): primary methylamine oxidase activity; copper ion binding; quinone binding
Source: RefSeq, a predicted model, not a curated record
AUGACUCCAAUCAAGUAUGUCCCGCUCGAGGGAAGCGCUUCGGAUGUGCAGGAGCGAUUCUCUGCCGGAUUCAGACAGCGAAAGUCAUUCCGAAAAUAUGUGUGGGCUUUCAUGCUUCUAGCCGGCGUGUCGUUCUUUGUUUGGAAUCACUGGAUUCAUGAGGAGCCUCAAAGGCCUGGAAGGCAUGUAUUCGGCCACUACGCGCCAAAGACGAACAUUUGGGCCGACCUGGACGAGGCUGAAUUUGAAGACAUUUUAACAUUUUUGUUUGAAGAGCCCAAUGACCUGAAUCUAACGAAAAAGGACAAGGCUGGGCCAUGGGAUAACCACAUUGCCAUCAUCGAAGCUCUUGUUCCAAAUAAAACCGAUGCACUGAAGUACCUCGAUUCUGAUGCAGCUGAGGCACCACCACGUUAUGCGCGUGUCAUUGUCAACCGCGGCGCAACUGAGCAGGCUAGCAUUGACGAUUACAUGGUCGGUCCUCUGCCAACUGGUCCGAAUACGACUAUCACUCCUUUGUCGUGGGUGUACAAUUCUGGCCGGAAUUCCGUCAAAAACCCCUUGCCGAACUAUGAGGAUAUUGUGCUAUGGUUUGCGGAACUGGGAGCGGAAUUGUCUGACAUGAUUGACGACCUGCUCGGUGAAGUUAUUAAUCCUGAACCUACAGAGAAGAUACCGCCACUGAUGGCGGUAUCUCGACCCGCUGCAUUCGAAAAUGGCACGAUUAGCUCCUGGGCACGAGUUCAUUCCACGGGCCUUAGAUUUGAUGCAUGGAGUCUGCUGGCGCAGGGCAUGUACUGCAGAUUUGAGAUCAUGGGCAGAGACAGCAGCAACUGGGCUAUUCGUGAAUGGUUUUACGACGGGAUCCUUUACAACUCUACCGAAUCGUUUCGAAAGGCCUGGCAGGCCGGAAAUGUGAGGAAGAUACCACCCAACGUCGACGGUGACUGGUCCGCAGCCGAGCCGAGCGAAAAAGGCGUCCCAGAGAGAGACAUGGUCGCUCCAGUCAUGAUACAACCCGGUGGCCCUCGUUAUCGAAUUGAUGAGAAAGAACGACAUAUCACGUGGCUUGGUUGGUCCUUCUACGUCAACUCGCUACAGGCUAUCGGGCUCGGCCUAUGGGACGUGAAGUUCGACGGUGAGCGGAUUCUAUAUGAACUUGGAUUGCAAGAGGCCAUGGCUCACUACGCGGGAAAUGAUCCACUAGCUGUUGGGAUGUACUGGCUUGACACGCUGUUCGGAAUGGGGUUCAACUCCUACGAACUUGUACCAGGCUACGACUGCCCUGCGUAUGCAACAUUUUUGCCGAUGAGUUUUCAUCAAGGCGAGCAGACUAUUGUUCGAAAAAAUAGUCUCUGCGUGUUCGAAUGGACAGCUUCAGACCCCAUUCAGAGGCACACCUCUCAGACACAUGUAACAGUAAGCCGUAAUAACUACCUCAUUGUCCGACACGUCGCUACGGUAGGCAACUACGAUUAUACUAUCUCAUACAUUUUCUACCUCGAUGGAACGAUGGAAGUAAAGGUACAAGCAUCAGGCUAUAUCUUUGGAGCUUACAACAGUCUCGAGGCUAUGCGAACGGACAUGAAAUCCAAGCGUUCCGAGCAAGCUCAAUACGAGUAUGGGUAUCAAAUCCACGAUUUCGUAGCAUCAUCUAUGCAUGACCACGUAAUCAGCUUCAAGGCAGACUUCGAUAUUGUAGGAACGCAAAAUACGUUGUAUCGAGUCAAUGUGGCGCCAUUUCAUAAGACAUACCAAUGGGAGGAUAGCUUGCAUCGUUCAACCAUGCGUCUUUUUCAUGAAGCCUUGAGUGAAGAGGGAGGAUUAGAUUGGCCAGCUAAUUCGGCAGCCAUGUAUGUGCUACUUAACAAUGAGAGCACGAACGCUUGGGGAGAAAAGCGCGGGUACCGGAUCACUCCCGGUACCGGUAUGGGGACACCACCGCACCUUACCAUUCACGCUUCACCGGGCAUGGCAAAGGCUGCGUCCUGGGCAUAUCAUGAUCUCUGGUUGCUGAAACAUCACGAGCAAGAGCGACGUGGGGCACACGAGUAUAACGCUAUGUAUCCAGAAGACCCGCUGAUCGACUUCGGCAAGAUGGUUGACGGAGAGAAGACGUUGCAGGAAGACCUAGUGGUAUAUUUCAAUCUCGGAAGUCACCACGUGCCGCAUAGCGGUGAUGUGCCCAACACACUAAUGCAUACAAGUGGGAGCAGCGUCAUGUUCGUGCCAAUGAAUUUUCACGAUCGCGAUCCGAGCAGGGAACGAGCGCAAGGAGCGAAGUUGACGAUGCAGCAAGAUGGCACCAGCAAAGGAAGCGAUGUCCAGUAUUUCGGUGGGCAAUACAAGAAAGCUGUCAACGUGCCUCUCGCCCAGCUCGAACCAGAUCUUUCCAAGUACACAGUGCCAGACCCGUCUGCAAUAGACCUCUCAUGGAACUCGACUCUGGCGGCGCUAUGACGGAUCUGAUGAUAAUUGCAAUGCCAGCACCGUUGGGUCUCCCAACGGUGCCAGUUCAGCUUUUGUGCUACGUUGAUAGAUGUGCACCCUAUCUAUUCAAAAAACAUCGGUUAUGAGAACAGGCCAGGUUCCUCGAUUCAGAUGUUGAAGUAAAGAACGAAAUCAUCUCCUUUUACGAUGGUGCGAGUCUACUGAGUUUUGUGCCACAUGUAGGUCAUUAAUUCUCAAACCAUGAACUUGGAGUCAUGUCACUCUUUCCGAUAGAGUAGACAUAAAAAAUAGAGCUCUUCCACUCAAAACUUCCAUUGGUUGAAGUCAUACCUAGAAG